Molecule: messenger RNA, 879 nt
Organism: Aedes albopictus (Asian tiger mosquito)
Lineage: Eukaryota; Metazoa; Arthropoda; Insecta; Diptera; Culicidae
Product: serine proteinase stubble-like
Exons: 7
Coding region: 1-879 (292 amino acids)
Biological process (GO): proteolysis
Molecular function (GO): serine-type endopeptidase activity
Source: RefSeq, a predicted model, not a curated record
AUGGUUGAGCCAAGCUAUGAAACUUCCGAUGAAGAUGAGGGAAAUAUUCAUGACAGCAGUACCGCAUUCCCUACUAAUAGCACAACUAUACAUGGCAAUCCACCACGUCCAUAUAAACAAGUAUGUGGCAGACAGUUGGUUCCAUUUCAUCGGAUAGUUGGUGGAUCAAACGCAACCUUUGGCCGGUGGCCAUGGCAAAUCUCUAUACAUAGGCGGAAGGAUAACUCAGCCUACACUCAUCAUUGUGGCGCUUCCCUAUUGAACGAAAACUGGGCCAUCACGGCGGCACAUUGCGUUCAUGAAAUUCCAAAGUUUGAAUUUCAAUUGCGAAUGGGAGAACUUGAUAUUACUAGUCGCCGAGGUCCCAGGAGAUUGGUGGAGACUGUAAUCACGCAUCCGAAUUUCGAUCGACUAACGCUGGAAUAUGAUUUAGCUCUGUUAAGAUUUAGCGCACCAGUAGUGUUCCAACCAAACGUUAGUCCAAUUUGUUUGCCUGACAGCAAUGAAACAUUCAUCGGUUGGACAGCCUUCGUUACUGGAUGGGGUGCACUAAGCGAAGCUGGUGGUCCUUUGGCGACCACUCUUCAGGAAGUUUCGCUGCCAGUGAUGGACAAUAAAAUCUGUGAAAUGAUGUACAAAAGCUCAGGAUACGAUCAAAGUAUUCCGAACAUUUUCAUUUGUGCAGGUCUGUCUAACGGUGGCCGUGAUGCAUGCCAAGGGGAUUCCGGCGGUCCAAUGGUCAUACAACGGCGUGACAAGCGGUUUCUGUUGGCUGGAAUUGCUUCAUGGGGUGGUGUCUGUGGUGCACCAAACGAACCAGGAGUUUACACGAGAGUUUCGGAGUUUCUCCAUUGGAUUGAAGAGAUCAUCAAUACCUAA